Triticum dicoccoides is the source of this 688-nucleotide messenger RNA. RefSeq lists its product as uncharacterized. Bases 142 to 504 code for a protein of 120 amino acids. NCBI's taxonomy places the organism in Eukaryota, Viridiplantae, Streptophyta, Magnoliopsida, Poales, Poaceae. The transcript is spliced from 2 exons. The record is from RefSeq and is a predicted model, not a curated record.
GCAGUACGAGGAGGCUGCUCCUACGAACGCUGUCAUGGAGGAUGAGCUGCAGCUUUCAGGUCUCCCGCAACGUCGACGGGGCCGGUGCUGUCUCCUGCGUCGCCGCCGCGGGAUGAGGAGGCUGCUCCUUGUAUCGCUGUUAUGGAGGAUGAGCUGCAGCGUUCUAGGUCUCCCGCUGCUACGCCGGAGCCGUCUACACCACCUUUAUGGCCCUCUGGGAUGCGGGUUGCUUCGGAGUUUACUACUUCACCGCCUAGACGUAGCGGCCGCCAUGUUGUUGGGGCUGAUGGGGCCUCUGCCACUGAUGAGGAUUCCAUGCAGAGGGCCAUGCGUAGAACGGCAUCGCGGAACCUCGACUUUGAUGGUAAUUCAUAUAUGCUUGCGAUGGCUCCGUAUGUGGUCUAUCCUGCAGAGGCCGGAGGACAGAGACCUUUUUAUGAUGGCUUCUACCCGGUUGGAGUGCUCGGCCAGGGACAUUUUUUACCCCCAUGGAUGGCGGUGUGACCUUCGGAUUGGACCGGCAUCACCUUAGGCCUCUUUUAUCUUUUUUCGCUACUGCUGGCGUUUUUUGCCUUUUUUUUUUUGACUUCUAGUACUUUGAAACUUUGGCUGUGUGCAUCUAGCUAUGCAGAGGCCGGGUGAUCUUUGAUGCGGUUGUAUCAACUCGAUAUUUCAAUUCAAUGAAAAG